This is a messenger RNA of Mirounga angustirostris (Northern elephant seal), 5389 nucleotides long. It is a transcript of the gene KCNV1, whose product is annotated as potassium voltage-gated channel modifier subfamily V member 1. Gene Ontology annotation, cellular component: voltage-gated potassium channel complex; membrane. The coding region runs from base 931 to 2439 and encodes 502 amino acids. The transcript is spliced from 4 exons. Gene Ontology annotation, biological process: protein homooligomerization; potassium ion transmembrane transport. Lineage: Eukaryota; Metazoa; Chordata; Mammalia; Carnivora; Phocidae. Gene Ontology annotation, molecular function: voltage-gated potassium channel activity; protein binding. The record is from RefSeq and is a predicted model, not a curated record.
AGCUCAGCCUCGAACACAGUCUUCCUCCUGGACCCGUCAAGUCAGACCUCACGUGUACGCCAGGAGGAUCUAACCAAGGCAACCAGAUCAGCCGCGGCCUCCGAGCGCCGCGCAGAUGUGCCCGGAGCGGAAGGAGGUCAAAACCAGAGGGAGGGAGGAGGAAAUAGAGCGUGAGUGACAAUCAGACUUGAAUGAGAAUGAAUGGGAGCAGAUGAUGCGGCCCCUCGCCCUGGGCACCCUCCGCCACGUGCUCACGCCCCCAGCGACCACUGCCGGGGAGGCCUCUGAAGCCGCCGCCGUUAAAGAAGACGGAGGAAGACAGAGCCUCAAGUUGGAAAGAACUCAGACCCGGCCACCACUGCCCCUGCUUUCUGAACUUUCCCUCUCGGUCUCCUGGGCUGGAGUGAGUCUUACCAUCCCCCUUGCCUCGGUCCGUUCCCCCCAAGAGUCCUCUUGUCCUCCUCCCCCACUCUAGACCCCCCACCUCUCCCUCCCCGCCCUCUCCAGCCCUAGGUAGCGAAGCAUUCAAUCCGUACCCCUCCGGGGCUGGGAAUCUCCAGCACGAACUCAGUAGGGGGGGCGUAAGUCCGGGAAGGGCCUCGGCGCCCAGCAGUGUCCCCCGGGGCUGUCCCCGCCUAGACAGCGUCGGAGCUCCCACCCCCCUCCGGCGCGACCCCCGCCCCCCUCGCCUCAGCCUGGGCGCCCCGGCACUGGUGCGCUGUAAUCGCGCGCUCGCCGCGCCCUAGCGGCCACUGGCGGAACGAGCACAGGGGGUGGAGAGUGGAGGGGUGCGCGGGCGGGAGGCACCCCCCCGCCUCGGGAGUCCGGGAAAUCCCGGCCGCCACCAGGGGCCGUGCCACCACCCUCGCCGGACCGAGGCUUCCGGCGCGCCCCCCAACUUUGUGGCGCCCUCGCACAGCGGCGGCGGGGAUGGAGCUGCCUCCCCGAGGGCGGGCGCCGCUGGACUCGCCGCUGGACAGCUGCUCCCUGACCUCGCUGGACUCCAGCGUUUUCUGCAGCGAGGGUGAAGGGGAGCCCCUGGCGCUCGGGGACUGCUUCACGGUCAACGUGGGCGGCAGCCGCUUCGUGCUCUCGCAGCAGGCGCUGUCCUGCUUCCCGCACACGCGCCUUGGCAAGCUGGCCGUGGUGGUGGCCUCGUGCCGCCGCCCCGGGGCCCUGGCCGCCGUGCCCAGCCCCCUGGAGUUCUGCGAUGAUGCCAACCCCGUGGACAACGAGUACUUCUUCGACCGCAGCUCGCAAGCAUUCCGCUACGUCUUGCACUACUACCGCACCGGCCGCCUGCACGUCAUGGAGCAGCUGUGCGCGCUCUCCUUCCUUCAGGAGAUCCAGUACUGGGGCAUCGACGAGCUCAGCAUCGACUCCUGCUGCAGGGACAGAUACUUCAGAAGAAAGGAGCUGAGUGAAACGUUAGACUUUAAGAAGGACACAGAAGACCAGGAGAGUCAACAUGAGAGUGAACAGGACUUCUCCCAAGGACCUUGUCCCACUGUCCGUCAGAAGCUCUGGAACAUCCUGGAGAAACCUGGAUCUUCCACAGCUGCUCGAAUCUUUGGGGUCAUCUCCAUCAUCUUUGUGGUGGUGUCCAUCGUCAACAUGGCCCUGAUGUCAGCUGAAUUAAGCUGGCUGGACCUGCAGCUGCUGGAAAUCCUGGAAUAUGUGUGUAUUAGCUGGUUCACCGGGGAGUUUGUCCUGCGCUUCCUGUGUGUGCGGGACAGGUGCCGCUUCCUGAGAAAGGUGCCAAACAUCAUCGACCUCCUUGCCAUCUUGCCCUUCUACAUCACUCUUCUGGUGGAGAGCCUGAGUGGGAGCCAGACGACCCAGGAGCUGGAAAAUGUGGGGCGCAUUGUGCAGGUUUUGAGGCUGCUCAGGGCUCUACGCAUGCUAAAGCUGGGCAGACAUUCCACAGGAUUACGCUCACUCGGGAUGACAAUCACCCAGUGUUACGAAGAAGUCGGCCUACUGCUCCUAUUUCUGUCUGUGGGAAUUUCUAUAUUUUCCACGGUGGAAUAUUUUGCUGAGCAAAGCAUUCCUGACACAACCUUCACAAGUGUCCCUUGUGCAUGGUGGUGGGCCACGACAUCCAUGACUACUGUGGGCUACGGGGACAUUAGACCUGACACCACCACAGGCAAAAUCGUGGCCUUCAUGUGUAUAUUAUCAGGAAUCCUUGUCUUGGCCUUGCCUAUUGCUAUUAUUAAUGACCGCUUCUCCGCUUGCUAUUUCACCUUAAAGCUCAAGGAAGCAGCCGUUAGACAGCGGGAAGCUCUGAAGAAGCUCACCAAGAAUAUAGCCACUGAUUCAUAUAUCAGUGUUAACUUGAGGGAUGUCUAUGCCCGGAGUAUCAUGGAGAUGCUUCGGUUAAAAGGCAGAGAAAGGGCAAGUACUAGGAGCAGUGGGGGAGAUGAUUUCUGGUUUUGAGUUCACUUUCAAUUUAUGUACAAAAGCUUGUGUACAACUAACUCAACUGAUAAAGCCUUGAAAUGGAUGUCUGUAUACUGUUGAAGAGUCUCUUUUGAGUACUACCCGUGUUAGUUUUUACUGAUAUAUUGCUUGGUCUGCUAGAAUAGUUCACAUCCCCCAAACCAAGUGCACAGUGAGUCUCAAAACUAGUCAUUUAACACAACCCAAUACAAGUAGGCCAAAUGUCUGAAUUGUCAAAUAUAAAAUAAUAGUGCAAUACAUACAACAAAGUUUCAAGUUCUACGUAUCACUAAUUUUAGAAGUUCUUUGCACCACUAACCUAAGAGAAUGGGAGUUAAACUGCAUAGCCCAGAGCAAAGAUAAGUGAAUCUUUAGGAACAUACUCAACAACUUCGCUAUUUAAAGACAUUCUCCAAGUAAAGAAAUCACUCCUUUUUCCAUCAGUUAAAGCUGUUAAAUACAACAAUUCGCUUUGCAAGUGAAAAUCCUGAUUUGAUGGCCAUAGGUGGUGACCCUGUCUUCCCUCUGGUGCAAACCGCUGGUCCCAGAGGGACUAAGUUCUGAUUCCCAUCAUUACUAUCGGAGGUGGGAAUCCCCAGACUGCUUAGCUGACAGCAGAAGAGUGUUACAUAGAGGCUUCGAGAACUGUGCCUCCUCAUCCUCCCCAACUGAAUGCAGUAAUGUAGUCUAGAGCAGGUGUCUCCCGCACCCCUGGCAAAUCAGAUGGUCUUAAAAAAUCUCUUUAUUGAUGUAGUGUUCAAAUUAUGUCUUUAAAAUCACAAACAUGUAAAGGUGAAGUAGUGAACAUCCUGAAUAUAUACAGUGAAAUUAUUAAAUAGUCUUAUUUCAUAAAAUGAGAAUGAUAUGUUGAAUGAGAUCACUGGUUGAACUUGAAGAUCUUUUAUUUGUUAACAAAAAAAUAUUAUGGAUAGUUUUCCAACUGCUGGGGCAAAUAGCAAAUGUUCAAACUGCACACAUUUUGACGGUCAUCCGUGAUAAUGAUAAAAUUCAUGGACAUCCUGUUAUAUGAUUAAAACCAAAAGUUCUAAACCUAAGAAUUAGUUUAUGAUUCCCAAUGUUCUAGUUAAGGAGAUUUUAAAAACUAAGAGUGAUAUGGAGUAUCACUUUAAUACCUGCAUUUUCAGUGUGUUUAAUAUUGCCCCCAAGGGGAUGAAAUUGGUUCUUGGGGGGCAAAAAUAUCAGUCCUUUUAUUCAUAAAACAGAUAUAUGCAUGCAAUACGUGAAUAGAUAUAGAGUAUAUCUAUGGUGUUAAAAUUUCAUGGGGUGGAAAAUUAGGGGGAAAAAAUGCCUAAGAGCCUCUUUGCCAGGGCUGGAUGGUGAUAAGAAAUACACAUUGAGAAAUAUUGCUUUAAUAUAUGGCUAUACCAUAGUUAACCAAGUCUAUUUAAAAUACCCUAUUAUAUUAUGAACCACAAAAAAGGGGGGGAGGAAAGGAGGAAGGAAGGAAAGAAGAGAGAAGCCAAUCAAUUAUAAGAGGCCAUUGAUUAUAAAAUGCAUCCAGAUUUUGGAUAUGUAAAAAUUUUAAAUAUGCAUCUUAAACCAAUAAAAUAUCAUAUAUACUCCCUCUGGUUUUCUGGUAUGCAUGCUUAAGUUCUGAAAACAUUGUCAAUGAUGUCAUGAGUUUUAGAUUGUAUGCUAAAAUAUUUUAAUCUGCUUGGCUUAUUUCCACUUCUCCCAAAUAUUAUGAAAGAUUUAGGAGCUAUAAAUGGUAAUAAAAUAAAUAUUUUCCCUCUUACACAAUUCACAGGUGCUGGAGUAUGGCAUAGGGUCACUAAUUCUAGUAUAAAUCCCAUCCAUAGUCUGAAGGCAAAACACAAAUUAGUUACAGAAGCCAAACUUACCGUGGCUUCUCUAGAACUCUCCUCAUUGAGAAUAGUUGCUCUGAUCCAGGUCUGUGCUCUAUACUCACUGUGUAUUAUGUCAUUAAUCCCAAAAUAUCCCCACUAAACAAUUAUUAUUAUACUGUUUUAAGUAUUAGUCCAUUACAUUUAUUCAUUCAACAAAUAUUUAUUUAGAACAUAUCUGUGGGUUGGGCACUGGAGAUUCUUAAACCAGACUAAGUCCUAUUCUCUUGUACUUAAUAUUCUGUUCGAGGGUUUGAGGGGAACACAGAUGAUAAGACUGAGGCAUACGAAGAUGAAAUAACCUGCCUAAAUUCACACACUCCAUGUACAGGUGACAGAGCCAGGAAUGAAUCCUAAUCUCCUGGACCCCAAAAAUGAUACUCCUAAAAGUCAUAUUAUAGAUUUCAUUAUUCCCACACAACCUGUGGGUAGGGAUUCACUUCAUAGCCAGGCAAGCCAAUUUCUUGUGGAUGGAGAGGUUUAAUAUGCCUUAAGAAAAAUUUCAGCUUAUUCUCAGAGGUGGAAUGGUGCUUAUAAGGAACAGCUGUUGUCAUGCUUUAUAGUCAUUAUUAGACAAGAAAAAUAUUAUCUUUAGAAUAAUUAAUAGCUAAAAAAAAUUAAAAAUUAAAAAACUGUAUGUAUUCUAUAUAUUUUUUUUUCUACCACCAAAGAUUCUAAACAUGUUCUUCACAAAUGUGGUAUGUUAGCAGUAUAUAUUUUGUCAAGAUGUGGACAUUUCAAAAGAAAAUUUUAAAUACCAUUGCCUAGUCAACUUUGCUGUUAGAGAAAAUAUCAGUGUACUUAUUCAGCAGUGCACAUAUAAGCAAACCAAAGUUAAUUUAAGUAACAUAUGAAAUAACUGUUAAUUUUAUAGCGCAUCAUUUAAAAACAUUUGAUAUUUUUCAUAACUGUAAGAAUUAUUGUUACAAAACAAUAUUUAAUUUGGAAAUAUAAAUAAUGGAAUUACUGGUUUUCUUUAAGCUAUUUAGAGAACACUAAUUAAAAACAUUGCGUGCACAGAGGUAAUGUUUGAACACCUAAAAGAGCAAUUUUAAGAAAUCACUAUGGUAUCUCUAGUAGAA